AUGCCAAAACAGAAUUGCUCAUUUACCGCUGAACUUCAACGGGACUUCCCUUUUUUUAAAAAAGUCGCUGGAUCCCGCGUGAAAUGCGACAAGUGUACAGCCGAGUUUUGCACAAUUCUUAAUAUGGAGAAAUCAGAUGCUAGUGUCACAGACGUCGUAAUGCAAAUGAUAAGGCUAAAGACAAACCUGCAAGACAGAUUAGAAAACAAAUUUAUCCCACAUGGUGCCAAGCAAAUACUGAAGAGAUUGGAGGGCGAUCUAAGAGUGAACAUAAAUGAGUUGAAUGAAGAGAUUUGGGAUUUUUAUAGAAGAGCCAUUCAAUAUCUGGAUUUGUGGAAGGAUAUAGUUUCGGUGGGGCGGAACAUUAUGACUGGAUAUGUCUAA
Messenger RNA from Psylliodes chrysocephalus, 384 nucleotides. The record is from the annotation of a GenBank genome assembly. Lineage: Eukaryota; Metazoa; Arthropoda; Insecta; Coleoptera; Chrysomelidae.